This is a messenger RNA of Oreochromis aureus, 4609 nucleotides long. RefSeq names its product solute carrier family 43 member 3b (gene slc43a3b). Gene Ontology annotation, molecular function: transmembrane transporter activity. NCBI's taxonomy places the organism in Eukaryota, Metazoa, Chordata, Actinopteri, Cichliformes, Cichlidae. The record is from RefSeq and is a predicted model, not a curated record. Gene Ontology annotation, biological process: transmembrane transport. The transcript has 13 exons. Bases 400 to 1863 code for a protein of 487 amino acids.
GCUAGUAGUUCAUCAUGAGGCAGAUGAAUAGCACAAGGAGCUGAAUUUAGUGAAGACGAGCAAGUUUUGAAGAGUAUCUAAAGCUUUUCUAAUUAAAAUAUUUGUGUGUGUUUUUAAGAAAUUAAGUUUUGUAGAGGAUUCAGACCUGAGCAAAGACCAGAGCUGGGAGCAGCAAACCAGCUAGUACUCAUAUAAUGGGAGGGUGUGUGAGAGCGCACAAUUCUCCCGAGUCCUUUCUCCAGGCUGCUUUCAUGUUAUAGGACGAACAACGGUGGAUUUAAUGGACAAUGGGAUCGCUGCAGGAGAUCACAAUAUCACCAGGUGCUGUGAGUGAAGCCCCCUCUGAAUGUGUACAAGUUUGUGACGUACUUUCGAGUGUGAGCCUGAGCCUGUGCGACCAUGCCAGGGUCUGGGAGCGGUUUAUCGGUGCGGCGCUGCCUCACCUUCACCACAGGUCUGGUGGAGUGCCUGUGUUUCGCUGGAGCCGUGUUUGGUUGGGCUUCUCUUGUGUUUGUCCUCAAGGAAGAAGGGUACUUCAGCUCUCUGUGUGUCAACGGCACAGGAGUCAAUGGAACACAUGUUUUAGAUUGCACCGAACAGGAUGAACAGUUCUCGCUUAUUUUUACCAUUGCUUCUUUUAUGAACAACUUCCUGACGCUGCCGAAUGGUUUCCUUUUUGACCGGUUUGGUACUACAGUGACUCGGCUCUACGGAAUAUUUCUUUACACCAUAGGUACGGUGAUGGUGGCCUUUUCUACUUCAGUUCUGGCCAUCCUGCUCUUCCCAGCUCUCUCCCUCCUGGCUGUGGGUGGCAUCUUAUUUCUGAUGACCAACAUGCAGGUGGGAAACCUGUUUGGCUCACAUCGCUCCACCAUCAUCACUCUUUAUAACGGGGCCUUUGAUUCUUCCUCAGCACUCUUCCUCGUCAUCAAGCUGUUGCAUGAACGUGGCAUCGCUCUUCGCUCCUCCUUCCUGUUUCUGUCCGCCUGCAGCGUCAUUCACCUGCUCAGGACUUUCUUCUUGCUGCCUCGGAAAUUGAUUCCAUACCCGCUGCCGGAUAACUACACAUACGGGAUAACCUGUGGUAAAUCAGACAAUCGCAUUGGUGAGGUGGCAGAAAACAGAGAUGCACAGAAGGUAGAGGAAGUGCCGCUCAACAAGGAUGCAUCCGCAAAGCAAGAGAAGAGUUUCCGUGACUGUUUGCUGUCCAGGUUCUUCAUGUGGCACCUGCUUUGGCUGUCAGUGAUGCAGCUCAGGCAUUACCUGUUCAUUGGCACCCUAAACCCCAUGCUGCAGAGGCUCACAGCUGGAGAGUCCUCACUGGUGAGUCAGUACACCAAUGCCUUUGCGAUCACCCAGCUAUGUGGCGUGCUGUGUGCUCCCUGGAACGGCCUCAUUAUGGACAGACACAAGGGCAAGCCUCGAGCUGAAGGGGAGAGCGAGCAGGAGGUGGACUUGCGGGCGACGGUGCUUUCUCUCUUCCUGACGGCCCUGCAGUGCCUGUUGUUUUCCAUUUGUGCCUCCACCCCAUACCUGCCUCUUCAGUACCUCACCUUCGUCCUGCAGGUGCUCAACCGCUCCUUCCUCUAUGGCGGCAACGCGGCCUUCAUCAGUGUGGCUUUCCCAUCCUGCCACUUUGGGAAGCUGUAUGGUCUGGUCAUGGCUCUGUCUGCGGUGUUUUCGCUGCUGCAGUAUCCCUGCUUUGCUCUGGUUAAAGUCUUGGAUGGGGAUCCAUUAUAUGUGAACAUUGGUCUGACAUUACUCAGCCUGCUGGCCUUCAUCCACCCCCUCUCAGUCUACCUGCACUGUCGAAGCGUUUCCUCCCAGCGGGUCAAGAAUAAAGCCAUGACGCAGUCUUCUUAAAGUCUGUACAGUGACUCAUUCUUAGAAGUUUACUACCAGUGAAAAUUACCUCUUCAACUUGUUUCAUGUGGUUAAAGUGCUAUUUCCACAUUCCUGACAGGAAGUAUUUAUUGUUUGCUCUUCAGGCUCUGUACUGAAAUAAUGAUAGAAGCUGAUUUUUCUUAAAGCUGCAAAUGGGCUUUUUCUUUGAGAAUCACCAAAGUUUGCAUUUUAUAUUAAUGAGAUCUCCUCUUGAUCAGUGACUGUGCUUACAUAGUUAUAUGGGGCUUUACUUUCACCGCACUAAUAAUCUGCUUGAUCGCAUUUUGGUGCUAUUGCCUGUUUUUCCUUUGCAGACCUUCCUUUUAAUAAUUUCCCCAGCUACUGAUUUGUCCAAAUUAAUUGUAGUUUUUAAAAAAAAAAAAUUCACACUCACAUGAUUCUCACUUUAUAUUAACACACACCUCCACACCAGUGCAAAUGUAGCUGUAGACCAGCACUGAAUCAGCCACCAAACCUUACACGUCAUCUGUCAAACACAGUUCUUUGAAUAUUCAUAAAAAUCAUCUCAAACGUACUUAUAACAAAACUGCUGCUUGGCCUGUUUUAUUGAAGUGUGCAUUGUUUUGCUUUAGAUUGAAUCUACUGAAAGACAGCCAGAAGAACAACAAAAAGCAUUCAGAUACUAACUUUAUUGGCUGUUCUUUUUUCUUUUUUUAAAGUACCAUAAGUUGGCUCUAAAUGCAUUUCAGAUUGUAAAGUGUGCAUACGCAACGCUUUGUGCAUGUUCAAUGCAAAGAUGACCAUAUCUGUUGUAGAAAAGAUUCUACUCUGCAGCUUUUUAACUCCCUUUUGCAAUUUCAGAGUUUAAGCAGGCUCUGAGCUGCUGUCUCUGAAGCAUGUAAACAAACCGAUGGUGCUAAUGUGCGCUUUUCUCUAACCCUACUUUACCGUCCGUUUCUAUAAUCAUGCUGGCUGCCCUAAUAAUGUAUGUGCAAAACUAUGACAGGUCUUGUUUCUUGUUUUAAUGCACUUUUAAUAUUACGUCUUUUUAUAAAAAUUUUCAAACAAUUGCUAGAUUGUUGGCAAGAUUACUGAAGGUAUGCAUGGAUUCGCAUAAAAACUCAAACUAAAUGAAGUUACAAAGUUUUCUAUAAAGUUACUGUAAAAGUGAGGAUUCCAUGAAAUUGGGGGAGAUUAUCAUUUUGCAAGUGCACAUCAAAUUGAAACAAGGUGAAACAUAAUUUUUAUUUUCCCGAGCAAAUAUGAAAGUAACCUAGGUCCAGGUGAAGUCUUGGAUCCAGGGGCUCUGUUCACACAUUAUAUGGAGGGAAUUUCAGCUUUGGCAGAGAAAUGCGUUCAACAAAUGCACUGCAUGUGUUUUUUUUUUUUUUUGUUUUUUUUAAAUAUAUUAUGUCAUUGCUCCAGUGCCAACAUCCUCAACUUCUCCCUCCCCUAUACAUGUUUUUACCUCUAAAGAGUAAAGGACCAACAGUGUUGGAUAUAGUGACCACAUAAGGGACAUUUGGGAACAAAAGCAAUAAUUUUAAGCUCGUUCUCGGCCUUGAGCUAUUGUCUUGACAGUACAUCAAUAACUUGAUUGAUGAGGGAAGUGGAGAGUAUAAAAAACCUCUCUGCCAUCUGCUGGCUUCAGUGCACACGGUACAAAUGCACUGACAUCAUGACAAUAAUCAACAGUUAAGGAUGCACGUUUGCGUCCAGCAUGUGAAUUCUCAGGUAUUCAGUGGUUUCUUUCUUUUUUUUUUUUUUCUUUUUUUUUUUUUAAAUGUACUGUACCUGGUGAUGUUGACAUGUGAAGGAUGUUAAAGGGAAUGUCUCCUAUAGUGUUUGUUUCAGACUCUAAGUAUUUUUCUGAAGUGCCAAGUCUUAAGAGGUAGUAAUAAUAUUGAAAUUUGCAUAUAAACAGUACUGUGCAAAAGUGUUUACCCAUCACUUGUUUCUGUAUAUUUUGCAAGCUCUUCUUUCAAUGUCGGCUGCCUUUUGCUCCAUUCUCUGUCAAGAUGAUCCCACACUGUUUCAUAGAGAGGUCCAGGCUCUGGGAAGGUCAAUGACUGAUAAUGCUCAACUGUGCGUUUGUUUUUUCCCUUUAUCAGGUAUCCUUUUACUGCACUGCCAGUGUGCUUGGAAUCUUUGUUUGGCUGAAAAAUGAAGCUGUUGCCAAGAAGAUUCUUUCCAGAUGUAUUUCACGUAGGAAUAAAAUAGAUUUAUAUUUUUCUAUGUUCAAAUUUUCACAAAUCUUGACAACACUUCACCAUGCCGAGAUGUGCCAAGUUUUUUACCUAGUAACGCUAGAGGUUCCUUGUUGGUUCCUUGUUUUGUUUUGUUUGUUUGUUUUUUAUAUACCUUGUCAAACCAUUAUCUUGGGCAUUUUAUUUCUAUGUUAGACUGCUCAAAGCUACUUUAAAGAAAAAAAAAAAACUACAAAAGAAAAUUUGAGCUCUUGUAAGCAAAAUCUAAAGAAACUACUCCAGACUUUGCACUGUCUUGUCCUGCAAACUUCUUUUUUCAGCACCAAAAUGAAACAAGUCUUUUGAUAUUAUCUAUAGUGUAGUAAAGGGAAUUCAUAUAAGCCUUGAAUGCAGUUUCAGUUUAUAGCUGUGGUGAAACUGUUAUGUCCUCACGUGCAGGUGCCAAAGAUAUAGAAAGUGCAAUUAUGAUAUAAAGAAACCUAUGAGACAUGUCCAGUAUAUGUAUAUUUUACAUGCACAUAUCCAAUACUAUAUUUGAAUAAAUAUGACAAUUAGUG